Uloborus diversus is the source of this 1479-nucleotide messenger RNA. Its product is annotated as peroxisomal sarcosine oxidase-like. Gene Ontology annotation, cellular component: peroxisome. The coding region runs from base 92 to 1246 and encodes 384 amino acids. NCBI's taxonomy places the organism in Eukaryota, Metazoa, Arthropoda, Arachnida, Araneae, Uloboridae. The transcript is spliced from 8 exons. Gene Ontology annotation, molecular function: flavin adenine dinucleotide binding; sarcosine oxidase activity; L-pipecolate oxidase activity. The record is from RefSeq and is a predicted model, not a curated record.
UGGUAUUAAUAAGAGCAGGUUGGAGACUGAAACUAUUCGGUUGGAGUUGUAGAGGUGAAAUUGCGUUCAUUUUCGUGAGAUUGCUGAGAAAAUGAGUAAAUUCGAUCACGUCGUGGUUGGAUCGGGAAUCGUUGGAUCCUGGACGGCUCUCUGCUUGAAAAGAUUGGGAAAAAAUGUUCUUCUGGUCGAUCAGUUUGGCGAGCCGAAUACCCGUGGCAGCUCACACGGCCACAGCCGCAUCAUCAGAUCCAGCUAUCCUCAGAAGUUCUUCGCGGAGAUGAUGCCGCACGCUUACAAGAUGUGGGACGAGCUGGCGGAAGAGACUGGACAGGAGAUCAUUGCGAAAGCGAAGUACCUGGCCAUCUGUUCAACUAGUGCGUUCAACAAGGCUUUCAACGACAGUCUGCAAAACAUGAAGAGUUUGUAUCCGGACCAGCUGGACGAACUGAAACCGGGAGAGGUCAACACCCGAUAUCCCACGACUCUGAAAUAUGGUGCGUUUACGAAAGCGUUCUUGGACAAAAGUGGAGGAGUGAUUAAUGCCAUUAAGACUUUAUUGGCUGUGCAGACUUUGUACCGAAAAAAAGGAGGAGUAAUGUGGGAAAACUGCGAAGUGACAAAAAUUGUUCCAGAAGGGCAGGACGUGAAACUUACCACUGAGAAAGGGGACGUGACUGCCAAGUCUGUGGUCGUCUGUGCCGGACCCUGGGCUAAGAGAGUACUGACACCUGAUCUGAUUCCUUCCUUGCCUCUCGAACCUCAAGUAAUCACUGUAUUCUAUUGGAGAGAAAAGGUUAAAGGCGCCUACAGUCUUUCUUCAGGGUUUCCGACUCUGUACGACUUUGAUGGUUCAAAUGCAUUCGCUUUUCCUUCACACGAAUACCCAGGACUUGUAAAGGCAUCCUUCGAUAAAGGCAACGCAACAAAUGACCCAGACGAAAGAGACAAAGUGUCCAUGGAUCAGAGAACGUUGGAAAACCUGAAGAAAUACAUAAGAGACCAUUUUCCUCUUCUCGAAAGUGAGCCUGCCAUCAUCGAGAAAUGCUUGUACACGAUGACUCCUGACAAGAACUUCAUAGUUGAUACUUUGCCUAGCCAUAAGAAUAUCGUCAUUGGUGCUGGAUUUUCUGGGACAGGAUAUAAGACAGCUCCUGUCAUUGGUCGAAUGUUGAGUGAAAUGGCCACUGGGAAAGCCCCAUUUUUAGAUGCUACACCUUUCCGUUUGUCAAGAUUCAAUAAGGCAUGAAAAAGUCGACUCAAUUUGGUUGAAAUUUUCAAUGAACAUACACUAUGUGAAGAGAAAUCAAAUGAAGAAAGAAAAUAAUUUUAUUUCUUUGCUUCGUAGAAUUUGUAUCUUAAAUCCAGAGUCGUUAAUAUGCUCUCGAAUGUGACUAUAUAUGCAAAACGAUAAAUUAAUUAUAAUUAUGCAAUCUCUUCAACUAAUUUAUUAUGUAAUACUUUGUUCAGUUCAUUUGUAAA